UAUUUGAAAUAAAAGAAAUGGAGAGUGAGAAAACAAUGGACCAUGAAAUACCUCAAACCGAACCUGGUUCUACUAUUCCAGAAUCAUCUUCGAGCUUACCAGGUGAGGAAGAAGUUAAAAAGGAGCCUGAAACUGAUACGAAGUACUCUGCGAAGAAGAAGACAGUUGGGAAAUAUAAUUUCUCCUUCGUCACUGUUUCACCUAAGAAAAAGAACACAGUUGAACCCUUAAUGAUCCAGAAAUUGAAAUAAAAUUCAAGCUGAAUCGAUCAGAAGCUGGAAUGGAAUGGAGACUAAUCUCAUUGGAAAGCCAGGGAAUGUCAACUUUCUAGGCUCUGGCAAGAGAAAGAGCACCAAAGCUGAUGAAUACCUGGAAAUGGAAAGCAAAAGACUGGCUAGAAUUGCUAAAGGAAUAGUCAAGCUAAAACAUCUUGAAGAUGAAAAACUUGGUAUAAUGGGCCUUGGAUCGAAGCAAACCCAGGAUAUUAUUAACUUCAAGUUGAUUAAAGAGAGCCAAAUAUUGAAGGAUGGUCCUCCUGCAAUCACAUUCUCUAAAAAUUCGUAUAUGGACCAAGGUGAUUUAUUAUAUAAGGUACUCAAAGCCGAGGCUAGGCUUAUCAGAUCCGUUCUUGAAGUCCAUGGGUUUAACCAUACUGAUGGACACGAUUGGAACAUUCUCUGGACUUGUACCUCUUGUAAGCCAUAUCUAUAUGAAGGACUGAAUGAAAAUCAGAAGAUAAACCACUUUCCUCAAAGUUCUGAACUCACCAGAAAAGACAAUUUGUGUGUGAAUGUUGUAGCAAUGCAAGAAAAGUUUGGAAGUGAGAACUUUGACAUCAUACCAGAUACUUACAUUCUCCCUGAUGAAUUUGCUGAUUUUCAUUCACAUUUUCACAAAAUCCAGUCCACACUAAAGAAGGGUGAGAAGAACUUAUGGAUAGUAAAGCCUUCUGCUUCAAGCAAAGGAAGAGGAAUCUACCUGAUUGAUAAUACUUCAGAAGCCCCUAUUAAGGAAAACUGCGUUAUCAGUAAAUAUAUCAAUAAUCCUUUCUUGAUCAACGGACUCAAGUUUGAUAUAAGAAUCUAUGUCUUGGUUACUUGAGUUGAUCCUUGGAGAAUAUAUGUCUACAAAGAAGGCCUUGCAAGAUUUGCAACAGAAGCAUAUUGCGAGGAUGGCAGCAAAAGCAAUCGAUUUGUCCAUCUUACAAAUUACUCAAUCAAUAAAAAGAGUGAGAAGUAUGUGCAUAGCACUAAUCUUGAAUCGGACGAUGAAGGUAGUAAAUGGUCUCUGUCUGCUCUCAUGAAGUAUCUUGAGAGUUUAGGCAUCGAUAGUAACCUUCUCUGGUCCAGGAUUUAUGACUUGAUCAUCAAAUCAUUCCUUUGAGUUGAUUCCCAUAUUUAUACAGCAAUAAAGAAAAUCCAAGGAUACAAAAAUAACUGCUUUGAGCUAUACGGAUUUGAUGUUAUGCUCGAUUCUGAUCUAAAACCUUGGAUUCUUGAAGCAAAUUUAUCUCCUUCUCUUGCAACUGAAUCUCCACUUGAUUUAUCUAUCAAAACAAAUCUGAUUACUGAUACCUUCAACCUGAUAGGAAUCAAAAGGAUGGAUAGAAGAAGAGAUAAUUACAAUAAAAUAAAGCAGAGAUUUAAAAAUUUUAAGCCAAAGCAGAAUCAAACCAGAGGGUUAUCUUCUUCCAAAAACCCGAAUAACUCCCGUAUGGACUCUUUCAAGACAUCAGAGGCACAAGAGUAUUGUGACAAGAACAGGUUGUUCUGUGAGAAGUUGUCUACUAUUAGCCAGAAGAACAGGAAUAUGAUAAAGGAUACCAUAUUUGAGGAUCUUCGGAAAGGAAAUUUCAUCAGAAUUUACCCUAACAAGAACAGUGACAUCUACGAUCAAUAUUUUAUCACACCAAGAAAUACGAACAAGAUUUUAUACAAGUACUUGUUUACAGAUGAGUUGAUCCAGUGGGAACUUCCAAAGAACUUUUCAUUCUCGUCAUUCAGCAAAGAUGAUAAAUUAUACAAAACAACUGCGGCAAGGAAAUCAAAGACCAGUAAUCUGGACUAUGAAGAUACUCCUUCUUCAAAGAAACUUCCUGCUGUAAGUAGGUCGAAGAUUAAGGGGAUAUCUGAAGCAAAGGUUUCAGGAAGCUACAAUACUGUCAGUUCUCCUCCAGCCCCUGAUAUCGACACCCAGAAUUCAGAGAAGCUAAUGAUCACCGGCGAUGACGUGUUGAUUGAGUACGUCGCAAGACUCAUGAUAGCUAUUAAAAGUAUCAGAGAGAAACUCCUAAGACAAUCCUGGAAGCACUGCAUCAAUAAGUUCAUCACUCAUUAUGUCUGGCAUACAAGCGACACAAGAAGGAGAGAGAAUAAUAAGCUUUGGCAAAGAUUAGAGAGCAGACUCAUUGAGAUGAAAGAGAGACGCAAAAGACUCCUCAGGUCAUUAUACAAGAAGGAAUUCCCUGGAACUGUGGGUAAGAAGAACAAAGAAGAAGUUAACGCAGCAUUUGAAAAAGAAUACGAAAUCAAAGAGCAACAAAAGAACGUUAUCAUCCAAGCACUAAGUGCACGAGAGUUAGAAGAAAUGCUGAGAAAAUCGACUAAGAAUGUUGCACAUGAAGUGGUUUCUUGUCUUGUUGAGUCUACUAGUCGAGGAGUUCUCACUGAUAUCAUUCGUUGGUUGACUACCUCCCAACAGAACAUGCUUAACGAUCACCUAUCGAUUCUGGAUUCUUCAGACAUAAUGAAAACCUCAAAUUUCCAGAAUGAUGAAGAGGAGCCUGAGGACUCUGAAGAUAUGGAGAGUUUCUACAAUACGAAAUCGUCUAUGAACACAUCAGGGAUUAGAAUAAAGGUGCGAAAGAGUUCGGUAGACCCUCACUCUAAGAAGAAAAAGCUGGACUAUAAAUAAUUCUUCAAAUUCCUAAAAUUGCUGCUAGAGCAACCAGAGGGGACGCUAGCAAUUCGAAGCUAAAUGAGGAUAUUGAAAUAGAAACAGAGAAUGUUAGGGCUGGAUCCCCUCUGAAUUACGUUAGGGACAAGAAACGCAAAAAUCGCAGAGCUAAUAAGGACCAUAGUGGAUCAGAGUCAUCUAAGAAUAAUGUCAUUGUAGUGCAACCUGUGGAAAAAGAAUAGAUUAA
Molecule: messenger RNA, 3142 nt
Organism: Moneuplotes crassus
Lineage: Eukaryota; Ciliophora; Spirotrichea; Euplotida; Euplotidae
Source: the annotation of a GenBank genome assembly